AUGGGGCUGGCACAGUGCCUGGCAGCUGCCUUCCUCUUCCUCCUCGUCCUGGGUCUGACCCCUGCCCAGCGCGUGGUGACGGUGCAGCAGGGUCCCCUCCACCGCGUGAGGGGCUCCCACGUCACACUGUGGUGCAAGGUGAGCGGCUACCAGGGCCCGGCGGAGCAGAACUUCCAGUGGUCCAUCUACCUGCCCUCGGCCCCCGAGCGGGAGGUGCAGAUCAUCAGCACCGUGGACCCCUCGUUCCCCUACGCCAUCUACACCCAGCGCGUGCGCGGCCGCGGGAUCUACGUGGAGCGGGUGCAGGGGGACGCCGUCCUGCUGCACAUCACGGAGCUGCAGGACCGCGACGCCGGGGAGUACGAGUGCCACACGCCCAACACCGACGAGAGGUACUUCGGGAGCUACAGCGCCAAGAUGAACCUCUCAGUGAUUGCAGACACCCUCUCAGCUUCCAUGGCACCCCAGCUCCUCACCCUCACUGAAGGGGAUGCAGUGGAGCUCACUUGUGAGGUGUCCAAGUCCACCACCCAGCACACACAUCUCUCAGUUGGCUGGUACCACCUUCGGGGAGCAGGAGAGCACCAAGCUGAGGAGGUCCUCACCCUCUCCAAGGACUUCAUCCUGAAGCCAGGACCCUCUUACGUGCAGAGGUUUCUGGUGGGGGACGUGAGGCUGAACAAGGUUGGGAACACCACGUACAAGCUCUUCCUCGGGGGAGUGAAGCCAUCCGACCAGGGGCAGCUGUACUGUGAGGCAGCCGAGUGGAUUGAGGAUCCUGACAAGACUUGGAAGGAUAUCUCCCACAAGCAGACAGAGAGGACAUCGCUGACAGUCAUGAGCCAGGGCAGAGACCUCUCUGUGGACAUUGCUGCUGCUGAAAACUCCCUUUCUGAAGGAGAUACUUUGCAGCUGAAUUGCACGGUGGAAGCUCAGAAGAGCGACAGCAGGCACUUCCAAGUGAUUUGGCUCCUCAAUAGCAUGGAAGUGGCCAGGGUUGACCCCCAUGGGGUAUUGACUUGGGAGGAAGAAUAUGAGGGGAGAGCCAAGCUGGGGCAGCUCCGAGCACUCAAGCCAAGCAACACAAUUUAUGCUCUCACCAUCUACGAGGUGGGGCUGAGGGACAAUGGUACAUAUCGCUGCUCUGUGUCAGAAAUGAAGACUCCUGGAGACUUGCACGGCAUCCAAACCAACCUGUCAUCAGGCAUCCAAGUCAACGUGAAGCCGAUAGAGAGCCGCAUGCGCCUGUCCGUGUCCACCAGCACGCCGCAGGUCACGGCAGGAGACUCCCUGAUCCUCCACUGUGAGGUGCAAGGAGCCACCAGCCCCGUGUCUGUGCAGUGGUGGCACCUGCCCCCACAGCGCCCAGAGCCCGGGGUGCUGGUGGCCACCAUGGAGCAGGAUGGCAGCCUGAGGCUGGGGAGCACCUACCAGGACGGCAGGACUCGGGGGAGCCUCCGGCUGGAGAAAGCGAGCUCUGGCACCUUCACCCUGGUGAUCCCCAGCACGCUGGAUGAGCAGGAUGGUGGGAAGUACAGAUGUGAAGCAACAGAGUGGUCCCGAGGCCAAAGCUGGACAGAGCAAGGGGAGGCAGCAGUGGCAGUCAGCUCCAUGGGUCUCGUUCUGCGUGCUAUGCUGAGGAGCCGAAUUGCCACCGUCAGGUACGGGCAAAGUUUUGAACUCGUCUGCCAAGUGAGUGCCAACUACACCCUUGAGGAGGUGCCGGCGUCCGUGCGGUGGCUCUUCCAGCCCAGCCCACCCACCAGCCCCUACCAUGAGCUGGUCCAGGUCUUUCCCAAUGGCACUGUGGCCUGGGUGGCAGCACAGUCACACUUCAGGGAGAAAGCCCAGCUGAUGAAGGCUGACACCUCCUUCAGGCUGCACGUCCACAGUGCCGUGGCCGCCGCCGAGGGGACGUACCAGUGUGAGGUGGAGGUUUGGAGGAGGAAUGUCCUGCCCCUGGGGCAGCCAGCGGCCACCACCAGCUCCAAUCCUGUGGGGAUAAAGGUGGUGCUGCCAGAAAGCAGGCUUCGGGUUUCCAUGGAAGACAGUUCUGUGGAGGUUGCCAGCAGUGCUGACACGGCCAUCGAGUGCCGGAUUGUGUUUGCCCAGAAUAAUUCACAGCUCGCUGUUACCUGGUACCUCCUGCCUCCUCUGGCAGAUGGGACCCCCCUGCAAAUCAUCAGGGCCAACUACAGCGGCGUACUGGAAUACGGGCCUGAAUUCAGCUCUCCUGCCCAAAAGUCCCGGUUCCUGAGCCAGAGGGUGUCCAGCAACGUCUUCUGGCUGCAGAUUCUGUCUGCGAACCUCGGGGACCGGGGCAGGUACUACUGUGUGGUAGAGGAGUGGCUCUGGCUGGUGGAUGGCUGGUACAAACUCGGAGAGGGAACAUCGGGAAGGACCACACUGGAGUUCAAGCUCCCAGAGCGUGAGCUGCAGGUGGACAAAACCAACCGCAGCCUCUCGGCGAGGGAGGGCGAGGAGGUGACGCUGCCCUGCCUGCUGCAGGGUGCCCGCCUGCCCGGCACCCACCUCUCAGCCACCUGGUUCCAGGUGAAGAAGAGCGGCCUCGACAGUCCCCUGCUCGCCCUCCACCACGACGGCACCAUCCAGCUCCCCCAGGAGGGCCGGGCGGGGAGGCUGUACCUCCGCCGCCCCACGCCCGGUGACUUCAGCCUGACGCUGACCCGCGUGGAGAGCGGCGAUGCUGGGCUCUAUUCCUGCCAGGUGCAGGAGUGGCAGCGCCAGGGCGAGGGGCAGGACUGGGCUCUGAAAGCCUCGGCACGCUCAGGGUACACCCAGCUCAGCACCAUCCCGCCAGAGUCAACUGUUAUGUCUAGGAUCUGCUCAUCCCCAUCACUGCUGAACUUCAUCCUAUACUUGCCACUGGUUCUGAUCCUUCUCCUGGCCCUUGCUGUCUCCUGCUGGUACUGCAAAUACAGAAAAAGCAAGAAGGGCAACGUCACAGGAAACCAGCUGAUGGAACUGGACGGGAAUGGAGAGGUCAAGACAACUUAGCUGGUCUAUAGAGGCAGAUGUAACCUGAAGGAGUGGAGCUGGACACUUAAGGAGGACUGAGUACUUGC
Messenger RNA from Chiroxiphia lanceolata (lance-tailed manakin), 3086 nucleotides. RefSeq names its product CD101 molecule (gene CD101). Bases 1 to 3018 code for a protein of 1005 amino acids. The transcript is spliced from 9 exons. NCBI's taxonomy places the organism in Eukaryota, Metazoa, Chordata, Aves, Passeriformes, Pipridae. The record is from RefSeq and is a predicted model, not a curated record.